Messenger RNA from Capronia coronata CBS 617.96, 1521 nucleotides. RefSeq lists its product as uncharacterized. The transcript is spliced from 2 exons. Lineage: Eukaryota; Fungi; Ascomycota; Eurotiomycetes; Chaetothyriales; Herpotrichiellaceae. The record is from RefSeq and is a predicted model, not a curated record. Bases 1 to 1521 code for a protein of 506 amino acids.
AUGUCCCUGUGGGGUUACCGGACCAUGUACUAUCGGACAGAAGGACCAGGAGGUCGCCGCCAUUUUGGUGGAUUUGGAACACAUUUCCGACUCGUGCUGAUGGGCAUGAUCACCGCCUACGGCGUCUGGUUCUGGAUCGAGGGCGUCGAGGACGGCUUGAGCGACUGUGAUCGACGUAGAAACUGUGGCGGUUUGCAAUCAUUCUUCGUCGUGCCCGUUAAAGUGGACAGUUGGGCCAACAGAAGCAUCCAGCUCGUGGUAAGCGUCGGCGCAGCCACAUAUUACGGUAUCAUGAAUCUUGCCGCGCUUGCAGGCGGAACAGCAUAUAUCGUCCGUCGCAUCGCGGGUAAAGCAGUCCACUGGGAACUGAUCAAAGAGCAGGAUUCGAGCGUCAACUUGACGAAACGAGAGCUCACGAAAUGGUAUAUCGGCCUCUCAUGCUUCAAUCUUGCAUGGAUUGUCUACGCGAUCGUCAGCAUCGAAUUCACCCUGAACUUGAACCACAUGAACAACGUCAUUGGAACUUCAGGCCUCGUCGGCCCAGGUCAAUUGAUUCCUUUGGCGAUCGGCCUCCUCAGCCUCACGCGGGUACUAUACAUACUCUCACGCCAGCACAUUCCGUGGCUUCGAAAAAAAAACAGGGGCAGCAACGAUGACGACGAUAGCCAAGUCGGACACUUCUCUCCAACGUCCGACCGGAAUUACAUAGCUGGCAUCGGCCUCACCAUGACAAACACCCAGACCAUCUAUUCGCCGCACUCUUCUUCGCCCGGCCAGACACCGUCGGUGGAUAGAGGUUCGAUCUCGACGUUACCGCCACUUCCAGCGAUAGCGGCUCCGUCACAGAGACGAUCGCUGCCGCACCGCAUCCUACUAGCAUGGCUGCCUUGGCUCGGGCUUUUUGAAUGGUCCAAGCAUUCGCUCACCCCGUCGUUGGGCCAUUAUUCGAGUUUCGGCGGUCUGAGUCUGAAUGGUCUCUAUGUGCGGGGUGGGAAGGCGACAAAGACCAAAGAUGCCGAAGCUGGGUUCGAGGUUACGAGAAGGACAGAACCAGCAUUCGAACUCACGAAGACUCGAACAGUCGAUUCUGGCAUGAAUCCGCAGGCAAUGAAGCCACUACGAUAUUCCAAGUCUCGCUACGUCCGGAUCAGAAGCCCUCCUGGUCAGCAGCAUGAUCAUGACCAUGAUCAAAGUCAGCCAUCGUCGACGACCACGACGACCAGUCCUGUAGAAGUGUCAAUCAACACAAAAAGGGAAAGGGAAAGGGAAAACGAACAGCCAUCGAUAAUCACGGCCGGUCUGCUGAGUUCCCCGCCGCAAUUGGCUCCCGGGCAGAAAGGGUUGAUGUCUCCAGACACGGGUGAUAACAAGAUGGAUAUCCAGGUGGAUUUACAGGGCCAGCGACGGUCAGAAUCAAGUGAGGUUGGGAUCACAGGACAUGCUAGAGGCAUCUACGAUGGAGAAGGUUAUGACCAUGACGAUUACGAAGAUUAUGAUAUAAGUUGGCGAUCUCAUGAAUGA